Molecule: messenger RNA, 2315 nt
Organism: Oxyura jamaicensis (ruddy duck)
Lineage: Eukaryota; Metazoa; Chordata; Aves; Anseriformes; Anatidae
Gene: VXN
Product: vexin
Exons: 6
Coding region: 141-728 (195 amino acids)
Biological process (GO): neurogenesis; neuron differentiation
Source: RefSeq, a predicted model, not a curated record
AGAUGAGAUCACAGCAUCAGUCUGUCCUUUGUAGAUCUGGACAAUGAUCACAGAGCCAGAUUGGAUUAGUGAAACCUAUUUACCAGAAGUUCAGAGCAGUUGCAUGAAGCUGAAAGGCAGUCAGGAGAGAGAGGUGGAAAAUGCACCAGAUUUACAGCUGCAGCGACGAAAAUUUAGAAGUUUUCACCACCGUGAUUUCAUCCAAAUCAUGUAGUCCUGCCCGAAGGAGAGCCAAAAGUACGCAGCACAUCCUAACCAAGAGUGUGAUAGCGGUGUCUGACUGUCAGCCCCACCACGGUAAUCUCCACCAAAUGUUCUACAGAGAAGAGGAGGUACGGGGCUUGGGCCGCCUGCGGGGCGGGCAGCAGGGACCCUGCACCACCAUGCACGUGGGAAUAACUGAACGAGAGUCAUCCAAGUCCUGUAAUCACCAGUCAGAUAGAAAAUCUUUGCAGCCCCCAUCAUCGCUAGCCAUCCCCAUCGCAGCGAAGCCGGCGGCUCUCACAGGCUCCCCCACGGAUGACCACCCGCUCGCAGACGACCACAGGCAGCGCUUGAGGAAGAUGGCAGAGUACGACCUGACCCUGCCACCAGGAGCAGAAGCUUCUCUGCCACUGACAGGAGGCAACCUGUGCGGCACGCCCAGCCUGCUGAGGAAGAUGUGGAUGAAGCACAAGAAGAAGUCGGAGUACCUGGGGGCAACAAACAGUGCCUUUGAGGCAGACUGACAAGUCUUGGCAUCUCUCAGAAAGACAGAAGUUCCUUUAGCCAGGACAAGGUGCUCUAGGAUUGAUAAGGGAACAGACACAGGAAAAUGAUAUCCUUUUAAUUACUUGAUGCCAUUGCCUCAGAAAGGUAGGAGAAAGGCUAACUAAGGUAAAAAUGGUGAGUGUGAUGCAGCGUGCUAGCCUUUCUUUGUUGCAAUACACUAGAACCCCAAGUAUCCCACUAGAUUUAUGUCUUGACUCAAUGAUGCUGAAACUACUGCUGACCUUUUGUACACGUCCUGUCUGAAUCAGCUCAGACUCACAGCAAGAGAAGCCUGCCAAGAUGUUUGUGUGUUCCUGCAAGGUUACAGUUCUGUUUUUGUUACUGAGUGCCAUUGAGUGCCAGGGGUUUGCUCGCUGUGUACCCCCGCUCGCCCUCUUCCACUUCUCAUAUCCUCUCUUCCGAGAAAGAAGACAAAAAAUGCAUCUUACAAUUUGCUUGGUUGAAUGACGUAUGCUACACAUCUUUUUUCUUCAGUUUUGAUGUUUCAAGACAGGGGUAAAAGGUGCAAAAAAUUUAAAGACAAGAUGAGUCAGAACUGAACAAGUUUGCAAAUACAGAUUUACCAAACUUUGCCGCAUGGCAAGUCACUGGUGCUUUAAAGUGCCCUGCCAGUUCAAACUAUGGGCUACUGAAUAACCUCAAGAAAUAAUUUCUUCCAUUGAACCUGCUUAUUAAGUCAGUAACUUGCUGUCUACCUGUGCACUUCCUAAGUGCACAAAAUGCUAGUAGAAAAUACAUAAAUGAUGCAAGUAGACAACUAAAUGCAAGAUAUUUGCAUAUGCCAGACCUUUGCUUAUGAACUGGUGGAUUCAGUGGAAUCCCCUACCCCCAUUUUUUUUUUCAAACUUAGAAAUUGCUGAUCAUGGUCCCUUGGGCUUUCCUCUCAAAAAAAAAAAAAAAAAAGUAAUACAAAAAAUGUCACCGGUAUUACAGACAAGACUAUAUUAGUCAAGAACAAUACUUGUCUCAUGUAAGUGCUCCCCUGGUUAUUGUACAGGACUUUGGUUUGCCAAAGUACACAAUUUUAAAUACAAAACUGGAGAAAUUAUGGCUCCUGCAGCUCAUAGCAAUGAUGAUUUCCUCUGAUCUAACUGCCAGUGCUCCAAAGCAUGAAUGAAUGGGUGCCCAUUGAUGCACCAAAGGGGUGAACGGUAGGACUGCAGCCAGCAGUGUAACUGCAGUUACAUCUCCUUCCCUUCCUACCACAACUACCCAGGUAAUUUCUGCACUUGUGGUAUCUAAAGCAGUGAUUUCAUCCACUGCUUGUGUUAAGAUAUCUUCAAACUGGGCUGUGAAAAAAUGUAUUCCAAGUUUCUCGUCCAGUGGAGGACUGAGAGAGCCUUGGAUUACAGCCUACAGAGGUGCAGGCUUGGGCAGCGAUCCACAGCCAAAGGCCACCAAAUCAGAGGUACCAAGGCACAGCCCAGGCAGGAGGGAAAGGCUGCAAAAGCAACCAGGCGCAUUGGCUUUGGGGUGAGCAGGGUGGAGAGGUACACAGGAAAGGUUCACAGCUUGACAGCCUGAGAAGCCAAAGUCUGCGUGAU